AUGCAGAAUGACGAAUCAAAUAAAGACAAUGACACAAUCAAGGAGAUAAAAACUGUUGAAAUCGAUCAAGAAAACCAGACAGCGGCCAUGACAGGCCAAUCAUUGCCUGAAAAUCCACAAGUUCCCACGAGCCAGUCAACUUUUGGGCUUGAUGUUUCAUGCAGCGAUGAUGAUGAAGUGUCAGAGUUACCGUUCAUGUUUUCAUCGUGGUUGCUACGAAGUGUCAUGUGUCCGGCUGCUGCUACACUUGUGUACAUGGCUUUCACAACUAAUAUGUUUUACUCCUUUCUUGGGCCGAGGAUCCAGACCCCGCAAUGGGGCCCAAAUUUCCCGUUUCCCCCGAGCAUGAAGGGGGAAAUUUACUUUCUAACAGUAACCCAAGACCAUGCCAGGCUAGAGCCCCUUUUUGAAGCUGCAGGUAUAGGGAAGCUUUCCACAGCGGAUGGAAAAGCCCUAACUGACCCUGAGGUUCUGCGCAAGCUAACAUCUUCAGUGAGUUGUGCACUAGACGAGGCAGCACAAGCACUUCAUAGGAUGCGAGCAGAGCAACAGAGCCAGUUAGGGAGCGCAGAUAGCCAAAGAUCAUUGGCAGAAGCUUGCAGUGAUGGCGAUGUACCAACAGUACGUAAACUGUUACGAGAGGGAGGUAGUGUGCAUGAGACCACAGAGGAAGGAGAUAGUCUACUCUCGCUUGCAUGCUCUGCCGGCUACUAUGAACUUGCACAGGUCUUGUUAGCAAUGAAGGCGAAUGUGGAAGACCGUGGCAUCAAAGGUGAUUGUACACCCCUUAUGGAAGCUGCCAGUGGUGGAUAUGUAGAUAUUGUGAAAUUGUUGAUUGCCCAUGGAGCUGAUGUGAAUGCUCAGUCAUCUGCUGGUAACACCCCUUUACAUUAUGCUGCCUGUGGUGGUUACGAAGAAGUUGUACAAGUAUUAAUCGAGGCAGGGGCAAAUGUAGAGCAACAUAAUGAAAAUGGACACACUCCCUUAAUGGAGGCGGCCAGUGCUGGACAUGUUGGCGUGGCUGCUAUAUUGCUUAACAAUGGUGCUGGGAUCAAUACCCAUUCCAAUGAGUUCAAGGAGAGUGCAUUAACACUGGCCUGUUAUAAAGGACAUUUGGAGAUGGUGAAGUUUUUACUGGAAGCUGGAGCUGAUCAGGAACAUAAGACUGAUGAGAUGCAUACAGCCCUGAUGGAAGCCUCCAUGGAUGGACAUGUUGAGGUUGCAAGGCUCUUACUUGACAGUGGAGCUCAGGUAAACAUGCCAGCAGACAGUUUCGAGUCACCAUUGACCCUAGCAGCUUGUGGAGGCCAUGUAGAGUUAGCUAAUCUACUGAUUGAAAGGGGAGCUAAUCUAGAGGAAGUUAAUGAUGAGGGAUACACUCCACUAAUGGAGGCGGCCAGGGAAGGGCAUGAGGAAAUGGUGGCACUUCUAUUAGCUCAUGAUGCUGACAUCAACGCCCAGACAGAAGAGACCCAAGAAACGGCCCUUACUUUAGCUUGUUGUGGAGGUUUCCUUGAUGUUGCUGACUUCCUGAUCAGUGCUGGCGCAGAUAUUGAGCUGGGCUGUAGUACCCCACUGAUGGAGGCUGCUCAAGAGGGCCACCUGGAACUUGUCAAAUAUCUCCUUAAAUAUAAUGCUAAUGUAAAUGCAACAACUGGUACUGGGGACACUGCACUGACGUACGCCUGUGAGAAUGGUCACACUGACGUGGCUGAUGUACUCCUUCAACAUGGAGCUGUACUUGAGCAUGAAUCAGAAGGUGGUAGAACGCCAUUAAUGAAAGCUGCAAGGGCGGGUCAUCUUUGUACUGUACAGUUUCUUAUCAGCAAAGGAGCUGAUGUGAAUCGUCAGACAACGACGAAUGACCAUACUGUAUUAUCCCUGGCCUGUGCUGGAGGUCACCUGGCUGUCGUAGAACUUCUCUUGGCUCACGGUGGAGAUCCUACUCAUAAACUAAAGGAUGGCUCUACAAUGGUGAUAGAAGCAGCUAAAGGGGGACAUACAACAGUUGUGAAGCUGUUGUUAGAAUACCCUAACCGAGUUCUCAUGAACCAUGGACAGGAGCUGCCUCAGCUAACUGCUGCUGAUCAGCAUCUUGUAGAGUCUCGUGUUCCAAUUCAUGGCUUGGCCAAUAUAGUUCCUCCAAGUGAGCCUGACUCUCAUCCGUCUAGACCAAAUAACCUCACUACCACCACUGCAUGUGAACAUAUCGACGGUGCCUCACCCGUGAAACGUAAGGCACAAGACAAGGAUAUGAACAUCCCGGCCAAGGCCAGCGACCAGAUCUGGCAAAACAUGCAAAAAUCAUUAAAGAAGUCUACAACUUCCAGUACAGGCAAUCAACAUAACAUUGAUGCAGCCACCAAAACAACAAAAACUUCAAACUUAACCACCUCAGGUGAACUAGCAGCCCAGAUAAGUGAAAAUGGAGUGAUAUCGGACCUUUUACCUGAUGAUGCAAUAGAUCUGAAGGCAGGAGAACGUUUAGAAGCAAUCAUUAGUAAUGUUAUGGCAAAGGAAUUGAUAAAUACUACAUCAACUAGGGAAGAGCAGAUUUUAAGAAAGCAACAAAUUUUAGAAGAGUUACAAAAAGUGGAGAGGGAGUUACAGGAGAAAGCCCAUCAGCAGUUGUUGAUAACCGCCCAACAUCAGCAGCAACAACAACAACAAUUGCAACAGGCGUUACAAUCAAGACAACCUUUACACCAGGCAUUACAGAAACAAUUAGAGGCCCAAAAGAAAAAAAUAAGUGUACCUAGUCAACCAGUGGUGCCAGUUCCAACUACUUCGACAACUGACGUCCCAGAGUCAUCGAUGUCAAACAACCUAGAUAAGCAGGCCUCAAGAACUGGCACCGAAGUCUCUAAAUCAAAUUUAAAGCCUAAUAUCUCAGAAGCAUCCAGCAGUUUACCUUGUACACCCUCUGUUGAUCAAUUAAAACCACCAUCAGACGGGGGCGUAGCUGAAAAACAGCAGAAGCCGCCCAGUGGGAACCAGUCAGAAAAUGGUGCCAAUCAUAGUCAGACUAAUGGGGAGGAGGCCGGGAAGAAGAAUACUGUUGGAAAUGGUAAUAACACUGGAAAGAUGAACGGUAGUUUAAUAAGCACGAAUGGCGCUGUGCAAUCCCAUAAUGGAGGUAGCCAGUCCAGUCAGGUCAGUUCUCAACCGUCACGACCUCCUCUACCCACUGCCAACCAGCUUAUCAACAAUCUCCCUACAAUGGCCCAAAACAUCCCCCUCCCUCAGCCCCCGAUACCAGUUCCCCCUCAGAAUCAAGCGCCCCCAAAGCCUCCUCAGCUCACCCUUAGUCAACAACAGCAGUUAGAGCAGCAGCUGCAGCAGUUACAACUUCAGCAGCAUCAACAACAACAGACAGUGCUCAAUCAACCGUUUGUGUUGAACGAGAAUCAGCGGCAGACUUUACAGAAUCUAAUUAUGCGGCAACAGCAGGAGGCUCAACAGCUAGCACAGCAAACCUCACUACAGUUUCCACAGCUUCAACUUACACCUCAGCAACAAGAUCAUCUGUUUCAAGUGUUAUCUCAACAGCAGUUUACUCCUCAACAAUUACAACAGGCUCAGCAAGCUGUAGUUGCCCAGCAACAGGCGCAGCAGCAACAGUUUGCUAUCACCUCCCAACAACAGGCAGUAGCCCAACAGGUCCAACAUCAAAAUCUACUCCAACAAGCUUCAGCUCUCAAUCCUCAGUUCUCACAAGCAAACCAACUGUUGUUUAACCAGCAACAACAUCAGCAGUUACUGCAGCAACAGCAACAAGCUCAAUUGUUCCAGCAACAGUUGCAGCAGAUUAAACCUCCAGUCGUGCCACAGACACAAAAACCUGUUACCCAGAGGAAAGCGCUUUUACCGUUGUCGCAGUUAAACCCUGAUACAGGAAUGCUAGGUAUCGAGACCGUAACACCUCCCCCAUCCACUCCGUUAACGCCCAAUCCAUCACCAGCUUCACCGGACAGUAUUUCACCGUUGUAUACACCGAUAGAUCUGGAUGCCCAGACUGAGAGCAAUCAUGAUACGGCACUGACCUUGGCUUGUGCCGGAGGUCACUCGGAACUGGUUACUCUCCUACUCUCCAAGGGUGCUGAUAUUGAACAUAGGGAUAAAAAAGGUUUUACACCACUAAUACUGGCCGCGACUGCAGGUCAUACUGACGUAGUGGAGAUAUUGUUAGAACAUGGUGCUGAUAUUGAAGCCCAGUCUGAGAGAACGAAAGAUACGCCACUCUCUUUGGCAUGUUCUGGUGGUAGAUACGAGGUUGUGGAGCUACUUUUACUUCGAGGGGCGAACAAAGAACAUCGCAAUGUGUCCGACUAUACCCCUCUCAGCCUAGCAGCAUCUGGGGGCUUUGUUAAUAUCAUCAAGUUACUUCUCUCACAUGGAGCAGAGAUCAACUCCAGGACUGGGAGUAAAUUGGGUAUAUCACCACUGAUGUUAGCCGCAAUGAACGGUCAUACUGCAGCUGUUAAACUCCUCCUAGAUAUGGGUAGUGACAUUAAUGCACAGAUCGAGACAAAUAGGAAUACGGCAUUGACCUUGGCAUGUUUUCAAGGUCGUCAUGAAGUUGUAAGUCUUCUAGUGGACAGGAGAGCUAACAUUGAACAUCGUGCUAAGACUGGUUUAACUCCACUAAUGGAAGCAGCAUCCGGAGGGUAUGUAGAAGUGGGUCGUGUCUUGUUAGAUAAAGGGGCAGAUGUAAAUGCCCCUCCGGUACCGUCAUCGCGUGACACGGCUCUCACUAUAGCAGCUGAUAAGGGGCAUUAUAGAUUCGUAGAGUUGUUACUGUCCAGGCAUGCAGCGGUUGAUGUGAAAAAUAAAAAAGGCAAUUCACCACUGUGGCUUGCAUGUAAUGGCGGACAUUUAGACGUGGUUCAGUUAUUGGUGACGGCCGGUGCGGAUAUAGACAGUCAGGAUAACCGGAAGGUCUCGUGUCUAAUGGCAGCGUUCAGGAAGGGUCAUAUAAAGGUUGUUAAGUGGAUGGUGAAACAUGUGAAUCAAUUCCCAUCCGAUACUGAACUAUCUAGAUACAUUGCUACCAUCACUGAUAAGGAUUUGCAGAAGAAAUGUCAGCAGUGUAUGGAGAUAAUAGUUAGUGCUAAAGAUCGUCAGGCCGCGGAAGCUAACAAGAACGCUACCGAUCUAUUGGAAGAGCUUGAUAAAGAGAGGCAAGAGGAAGAAAGUAGGAAAGCUGCAGCUGCCAAGAAACGAGAGAAAAAGAAAAAGAAGAAAAAGCAGAAGCAAGAGUCUAAGGAGACCGAACAAGGCAGUAAUAGUAAGAAUUCCACACCUGAACCAGAGUCCGAGGAUUCCCAACAGAUGGAGGUGGAGAAAGAAAAACUGGAGGAGAAGUUGGUGAUACAGCCUCCUUCAGCUACAACAACUUCCACUCUAGGUCUAAGCUUACCCACUUCAACUGAACCUAUCUAUACUAAAGCUAAAGGUCGUAACAAAAAAUCUGAGAAAAGGAACAGCAAGAAUGAGUCUGAAAUGAAUAACAUGGAGGAAGACAGGUUGACUCAAGACGAAAACAAAGAUCCACGGAGUAACAAGUCGGAUAACUCUUCAUCCAGUAACAACAAACUGGAGAGUGUUUCUAAAACGGAGUCGAAGAAAAACAAGAAGAAUAGGAAAGAGAGAGAGAAAGAUCAGUUACAGACCAUCGGGAAGGAAGAGAGUACAGAUGAACGGACGCCAAGUCUGGGAUCUGGUCGUAUCACUGCUCCGGCUGAAAGUGACUCGAGUAAUAAAGGAAGGUCGUUAACAUCCAGCAAUAGGCGGAAAAAAGGCGAGAAAGGACAAUUGAAUUGCACGACAGCCAUUGGGGAUUUAGACGACUUUGGUAAUCUUCCAUCAAUAUCUGAUAAAGACAUUGAAAAGCUCAGAAAGAAUGUGGAAAAAACCAAAAGUAGUCAUGUGGAGAAAACACCUUAUGAAAAGGCCCAGGAGGCAAGCAAUCCCAGUAUGCUGUCAGUGAAAACCUCGCCUGCUCUUGUGAAUAGCCCUAAACGUGGACAGAAAAAGGAAGAUGGUUGGAAAGAAGUUAUCCGAAAGUCUAAGAAAGUGCAAGUUCCAGCAUCGGCCAUCAGUCGUGUGAUUGGUCGAGGAGGGAGCAAUAUUAACGCUAUUCGGGAAGUUUCGGGAGCAAAUAUUGAUGUAGAGAAGAACAAGGGUUCAGGAGAAAGAACCGUAACAAUCAAGGGUUCAGCGGAGGCAACAAGACAAGCCCAUGCCUUGAUCACAGCUUUGAUCACUGACCCUGACAAGGAGCUCACUGAAAUUUUACCUAAAGCGAAGCAGAAACCUCCCGCUGAAAACAAGAGUUUGUAUUUUAUCCCUCCUAGUGAUAACCUGAUGCCUACCAGCGGUCCAACGUCGCAGUCUAGUGGUACGUCUCAGCAAAAAUCUUCAAAUAAAACUCUAGCACCUAGACUACAACAGCAGGCUGCUAUGACGAGUGGAAAUGUAGCAAGGUCAAUAGGUCAAGGUCAGAGCAUGCAAAGUGCUGGAAUGGUUUGGGGAAGCUCUCCGGCGCCAGGUUCUGUAUCGCCUCGUAGAAGUGUGGGUAAAGUUUCAGCUGGAGCACCGUAUCCUGUUCCUGUUGCAAUGAAUGGUCCAUUAUCGGUUGAUAAGUCGAAUGUUACAAGGCAGUUGUUUUCAGGGCCAGUUCCCGAGCGUAGAGGUGGAUUUGGGAGUCCAUCUGCUGCAACAACUGUUGUGACUAUGUCAAAUGUUGCAGGUCCAAUACCAGCCUCUCCGCCAACAAUUUACAGACCGGAUGGUAGAUUACAACACCAUAGUCGAGGUAACAGUCAGGGGAAAAUUUGGGCCCUGGGAAAGGAAAGGUUUCAGAGACCAUUUUCUGGUUUCACCAAAACAUGA
Ruditapes philippinarum (Manila clam) is the source of this 6894-nucleotide messenger RNA. Its product is annotated as ankyrin repeat domain-containing protein 17-like. The transcript has 31 exons. Bases 1 to 6894 code for a protein of 2297 amino acids. The record is from RefSeq and is a predicted model, not a curated record. NCBI's taxonomy places the organism in Eukaryota, Metazoa, Mollusca, Bivalvia, Venerida, Veneridae. Gene Ontology annotation, cellular component: cytoplasm. Gene Ontology annotation, molecular function: RNA binding; protein binding. Gene Ontology annotation, biological process: innate immune response.